AAAAUGUUUUCAAUGAUGAUUUCUUUGAAAAUUUAGAUGGUGUUACAAAUGCUCUGGACAAUGUUGAUGCACGAAGAUAUGUGGAUAGAAGGUGUGUGUAUUACAGAAAACCUUUAUUAGAAUCUGGAACUUUGGGUACAAAAGGCAACACGCAAGUUGUGAUUCCUUACUUAACAGAAUCCUAUUCAUCAUCACAAGAUCCUCCUGAAAAAUCUAUUCCAAGCUGUACACUAAAAAAUUUCCCUAAUGCUAUUGAACACACCAUUCAAUGGGCCCGUGAUCUUUUCGAGGGAUUAUUUAAAUCUCCGGCAGAAAAUGUCAAUUUAUAUUUAAGCCAACAAAAUUAUAUUGAUUCUGUCUUAAAACAAGGCGGAAAUUCCAAAGAAGUUAUAGAGAUAAUUAAAAAUUUUUUAGUUACAUCUAAGCCAUUAAGUUUUGAUAAUUGUAUUGUAUGGGGCAGAUUGAAGUUCGAAGAAUAUUUUAAUAAUAAUAUUCAACAAUUGCUUUUUAAUUUUCCAAAAGAUUCUCUUACAUCAUCGGGCACAAACUUUUGGUCAGCAGCAGCAAAUUUACACGCAUUUAAUUAUGGUUUAAAAGGGGAAAUUGAUCGUGAAUAUAUAAAAAGUGUUUUAAAUAAUGUAAUUGUACCUGAAUUUACACCAAGAGCUGGUGUAAAGAUUCAAGUUCAAGAAAAUGAGACAAUUCAACAAGCGAGUAUUGAUGAACAAGAAUUAGAAGAACUGAUUUCAAGUUUACCACAGCCAUCGUCACUAGCGGGAUAUCGAUUGAAUCCAGUGGAAUUCGAGAAAGAUGACGACUCAAAUUUUCAUAUUGACUUUAUUACAGCAACUUCGAAUUUGCGAGCAACAAAUUAUAGUAUUCAACCUGCUGAUCGUCAUAAAACAAAAUUCAUAGCUGGUAAAAUCAUUCCGGCAAUUGCAACAACAACUUCUUUGAUAACAGGUUUGGUUUGUUUAGAACUGUACAAGAUAAUUGCAGGAAAAAAUAAACUUGAAGAUUAUAAAAAUGGUUUUGUUAAUUUGGCAUUGCCAUUCAUCGGAUUUUCCGAACCUAUUGCUAUGCCGAAAUUCAAGUAUCAUGAUGUUGAAUGGAGCAUAUGGGAUCGGUUUGAAGUUGAUGGAGAUCUUACUCUUCAAGAAUUUUUUGGAUCAUUUCAAAAAUCAACAUGA
Entrophospora sp. SA101 is the source of this 1190-nucleotide messenger RNA. NCBI's taxonomy places the organism in Eukaryota, Fungi, Glomeromycota, Glomeromycetes, Entrophosporales, Entrophosporaceae. The record is from the annotation of a GenBank genome assembly.